Bombina bombina (fire-bellied toad) is the source of this 5862-nucleotide messenger RNA. RefSeq names its product SLX4 structure-specific endonuclease subunit (gene SLX4). The transcript has 15 exons. Bases 242 to 5218 code for a protein of 1658 amino acids. Gene Ontology annotation, biological process: interstrand cross-link repair; meiotic DNA double-strand break processing; DNA replication. Gene Ontology annotation, cellular component: Slx1-Slx4 complex; nucleus. Gene Ontology annotation, molecular function: enzyme binding. The record is from RefSeq and is a predicted model, not a curated record. Lineage: Eukaryota; Metazoa; Chordata; Amphibia; Anura; Bombinatoridae.
CCGGAAGUUGCGCUCUUAUGCUAAAGGAAGAUGGCGGCUGCCAUUGGGACAAAAAGGAGCUAUAUUUUUCACAGUUUUUUUGUGCCUGUAGCAAAUUAAUGUAUAACCGGCCGCUAGGCUGUAAGAAUGAAGAGGGAAAUGAGCGGAAGAUGAAAGACUGGACCAUCCUUGCUAAUCCAGGUGUUGUUGAUGCGCUGACAAUUCUGCUUGCCCUGUUCGCUUAUCUUAAAACAAUUUCCUCAUGGUUGAUUCAGACGAUGACUUCACUGAACUUUGUUCCAAGCUUUUAAAGAGAAUAAAAAAGACCAAACCACCCGAGAGCCAAGUCUUUCCUAAAUCUAGCACUGCUAUCAAGAAAAAGACAAAGUCAGCUGCAAGCAGAAACCAGACAGGCAAUGGAAGUAGUAAGACUCAGCAAGAGACCAUCUCAGCAGCUGGUGUGGUGGAAAAAACAGCGCUACCAAAUGAGAAGUGUCUUAUUGACAGGACAGAGAGAAAAAAAGGUCCAGGGGCACAGUCAACAAGUCUUUCAAAUGGAGACCUACGGAAAGAACCAUCAUUCUGCGAUGGAGCGAGUAAUAAGACAGAAGUUAUUAAAUCCCUGGGCCAACCCAGCACCAAACAACUUGUUCUGGAAAGGAUGCAGCAGUUUAAAAGGGUGGACCCAGCCCGCAUGAAGCUGAGCUGUGAGGAGGGCUGCGAGCUGGAAGAUAUACACUCGGCCGAGGUAGCUGUCUCAAGCGAUCAUGCGCUAGCUCAGGCCCUGCAGAUAGAUCUCAGCAAGCAGCAAAAUAGUUUGGAGGAUGAGGGGCUGUUUUUCUGUCAGAUAUGUCAAAAAGACCUGACUGCCAUGAACACCUUGCUACGGGAGCAACAUGUAAAUAGGUGCCUGGAUCAGGAGGAGAGUUUUGGUGGAGCUGCAGAGAACGCUCUUGUUCCAAGCUGCCCCUUAUGCGGGAAACCAUUUACCACAGAGAAAAGCAGAGCCUCUCACCUGAAGCGAUGUGCUGCCAAGCUAGAAGUGCCAGCGCAGACUUUGUUACAGGCGGUACAGAGGCAAGCAGUUGAGAAUGGUACAGAGGGACCAGCACAUGUGCAGCCAUCACGCUCCAAGAGGAAAGCAGGGUCAAAACAGAAAGAGACCACAAAGAAGAGGAAGGUGGCCCAGCCGGGCACCAAUGUAGAAGACCUGUUGGUUGCCAUGGCAUUAUCACGAUCUCUUCAAGAGGACACAGCAGCGGCACCACUAAACAAUGGCGGCAUACAGGGUGUUCUGCCCAGCAAACAACAACCUGCACCAGUUUUAGAAAAGAAAAGUCGCAAGAAGCAGAAAGCUGGACCUCCUCCUCUCCUGCUAGUGCAGGCCCCAGAGGUUGCCAUGCAAAGAGUCCAGGAAAGAGUGGGCCUGCUGCUCAGCGAGGAACCUGAAGUCGGCAGCAUUGUUCCUCUGCCCCCCAGUCACUUCCAUGGUAUGGUUGAGAGGGCACCCUGGAGCCAUCUUCCUCGAAAUGAGAAGAUCAGUGCUCUGUGGGAUAUAAGCAACAUGAUAGAGAACAUUGAUUCGCUUAACUACUACACAGAAGAGCUGAAUCCACCAAUAAUUCCAUGGAAGCCUCCACAGAAACUGAUGAGCUCCCAGCCAAAGGUCAUGGUAGCAGCAGUGCCUGCUGGAACACCGCCAUGUAACACCUCUGGAACCAAAGAGAAGGGCAGCGUUGGGAAUGAGAAUCUAUUAACGCACAGCCAGAGGGACAGACAGGCACUGAGUGACUUGGUAGAACUGGCUGGGGAAGGAAUGACCCUAACGCAGUGGAACUUGGGCAACAGUGAAACACUGGACAGGGCAGAAAGAGAGUCAUUGGGUAACAUCACACCUAGUGGAUUUGUUCCGUCACAGCAUGAGGAAACCAGUAAGCCAAGUAAUCGCCCACAGCCCUCUGCCCCAUUAAUGGCACUGGCGACAGACUUCCAAGAGAUGGUGAAUAACCCUCACCUGAGUGAUGCUCAGCUGCAGACCGACUGCGGAGAGGUGCUGAGCGUGCACAUGUUUGUACUGUAUGCACGGUGCCCCUUGAUGGUGGAGGCGGUGCACAGUGAGGGAUUCUGGGUAGACGAAUCCAGCUCAGGGCGUGUAAAACGUCUUCUUUUAAAUGAUGUGUCUGCGGAGGCUGCAAUCUCAUUCCUUCGCUUCCUGUAUACAGCCUGCACCGAUAUUCCUUCACAUUGCCUGCCACAUGUGUGUGAGCUGGCACGCAGGUUUGGGGUGGAAAGCCUCAUUGACACUUGCGAGCAACUUCUGUCUGAGCCACUCAUCUCUAGACAGGAGGACAUAGCAGAGGAGGAUGAUGCGGGUGAGAGGGCAGAGACCUUCCAGGAGUUGCUGAAGUCUAUGUGGGUGGAUGAAGAUGAGGAGAUUCUGGAAGAUGUUAAAGUAGAAGAACUGGAGGAGGAGAGACUGGAGAGAGUAGGAGAGGGAGAACUGGAGGAGAUAUAUGAGUUUGCUGCCACUCAGCGAAGAAUUGCAGAGGAUCAGGACACAGAUGGAGGAAGCACAAGUGAGCAUGACACUCUGCAGCAAGGAGUCGAGUCUGAAGACAGCGCUGUUCGAUUUAACAUUGUAAAAGAGACAGUGCCAGUUACUGGUAUAGACUUCAAACAUCUUUCAGCCUUACAGCCACAAGACUCUGCCAUAAACAAAACUGUGAUAAUGGCUUCUCCUAACCAGGUUACAACUAAGUUAUCUCUUCUUGAUAGUUCUUCAUCGUGUCCAGCCUCUGCCACUUCUAAAUCAAAUGAUUUCUCUUUUUCGGUUUCCCCUUCCUGUUCUAGUCUGCCAUCUUCUGCUGUCUGUACUAUGCUCCAGACAUCACCUGCUCAGUCAAUCAUCCAGUCCGCUUCUCCUUCCAAGUCUACUUGUGUUAAUGUCUCUCCUGCCCACCAGCUCUUUGUUGAUUCCUCUUUUGUUCCUGCACAAACCACUUCCCCUAAAUCCCUGGAAAAAUGCCACCUCCAACCUGUUCAGUCUUCAACAUCAAUUUCUCCUAGUUUGGGAAAAAAUGCCAAGCCGGAUAUGUUUGCUCGAGAUAGCCCACCAUCUCUGGAUGAUAGCUUUGAACGGAUGUUUUCAGAGACCUGUGGAGAGUAUAUGGAGCCUUCAGGUGUCUCGGAGUCCAGUGUAACCCCUAGAUAUUUACCAGAUAAGGAAGAUGGUCUCUCAAGUUCACCUUCUCUCACUCCUCUUGCUUCUCUUCCAGAACUUGGCUGCUCACCCAAAUUCAGUCCAAAACCAUCUCGAGCAUCUGCUCAAGUCUCCCAGCAUAUUAAAGAUAUUCAAAUAAUAGAGGGUUUUACAUCUGCAUGCCUUAGUAGAAAAGACUCCAGUCCUGCCCAAGACCCCUCUUGUCACCAGACUUUCUCUCCCAACAGCUCCUGCCUAGCUAAAUCCCAGGAGCAGGAAAUCAUACUCAUCUUGUCAUCAGAUGAUGAUUCGGAAAGCAGCCACCAAGUCUCAGAUUUACCCAUUUAUAAACAGGAGAACAUUACCAGAAUAGUAGGAGUCAUAAAAGAGUCACCCAAGAGCUUUAUUGAGAGGAGGAGCAGUGAAGGACAUUCUCAUCUGGAAAUGAGCAGCAGCACAGAGACUUCCUGGCUGAUACCUGCCACCCCUUUACCAAAUAAGACAGCUAAUUCUUCUCAGUUUCAGACUUCCACUUUAAUCCGGACAGCUCAGACCUCCACAUUGUUCAGGCAAGCACCAGACCACCAAAGUCCUGUGUCACCAACACUUGCAAGUUCUCCUUUGUCACCUCCUUUACUGUCCCCAACUACUUCAGACAAGCGUUCAAUCUCCAACCUUUCUCCAAGUACCAACAUUGCUUCAGUGCUUGAAAAACUUCCAGAAGUCCAUAAAUCAAGCAGUAAUGUUCCUUCUACCAACUCCUUACUGCAUGUGUCCAGUUCCAGCAACACUGUUUUUGAGGUUUGUGACAGUGAGGAUGAGGCUCCCCUAGCACAGACCCAGCUGGAUACAAAUGCCCAUACUUUCCAGAUGGACUAUGAACCUCCCAUUCAUGUGGAUGAUGACUUGUGGUUUAAUGGAGAAGAAACACCAACCAGACCCUGUAGCUCACCAAUGGCCAUUACUUCCUCACCCAGCCAGGGUACUCCUACUAAGUGCUCAGAAAACAACAGCAGAAACACUCCUCACAAAAGAAACACCCAGUCUGGUCGCAAAGACGAUUCCUCUCAUACAACAGCAUCACAUAGCAGCCUUCUAAACCCACAACUGUGGGAGGAAUGGGAAGAGGAGGAGGAUGAGCUACCCGCCAUGCUUCCUUUAUCUGAGAGGCUGAACAAGGCACCAGAGAAGCAGAAGGAGCUGAAGACCCCAGUUUCUAUUGUACGUAGGAGGGAGCUGGCACCUAAAGUCCCUAUCACCCCAUUACCUGAAUAUUCUGAUAUGGACACCCCAGUUCUGAAGAAGGAAUUGAAUAGGUUUGGGGUACGCGCACUUCCCAAGAAACAGAUGGUGCUGAAACUGAAAGAGAUUUUUCGUUACACGCACCAGACGAUGAGUUCAGACUCGGAAGACGAAGUACCCACCUCCCAGCGGCAGCAAAACGUUUGUAGUGACAUUAUGCAGGUUCCUAAGCUUCCUACAGUCAGGAGACAACUACCCACUGGCAGCUCCCAGGCUUUGAUCACUACUGAUCCCACCACCUCCAAGAUUUCAAGGACGAAGAAUAGUUCACAGGCUCAAAAACAAAAGAAGCCGGUAUCUGUUUCUGUCGCUGCACGAGAUGUAAAUACGGGUGGAGAGCAGCCCCUGACAGCAUCUCAGGAAUCCACUGGAUCCUCAGCUUCUGCUAGUGACACUUCCCUAUCACAGAGCUCCACCUCUAAUGAGUUUGAGACAGCAUUUGCUGAUGAAGAUGACGACGAUUCGGUUGCACCUUCACAACAGGCAGGUCGCGAGGCAGCCACCGCUGAAGCCGUCAAGCUCUAUAUUGAGGAGCACCCAGCUUUACACAAAAGUAUCUUGCUUUACCAACCACUGGAGCUGGCGGCUCUACAGACCGAGCUCAAACAAGCCGGGAUCAAGAUGGCAGCAGGGAAACUGUUGGAUUACUUAGAUGCCCGUUGUGUAACUUUCACUACAGCUGCAGCUCGUAAAGAAAAGAAGAGUCGUGGUCGACGAAAAGGAGGGAAACGAUACUGAUACAAAUCAGUCCACGUUGUGCUUAAAGGGGCACGAAACCCAAACGUUUACUUUCAUGAGUCAGAUAGAGCAUAGAAUUAAACACGUUUUCAAUAUACUUCUGUUAUCGAUUGUGCUUCAUUUUUUUGGUAUCCUUUAUUAAAGGAGCAGCAAUGCACUACUGGGGGCUAGCUGAACACCUGAUGAGCCAGUGAGCAGCUAGCUCCCAGCAGUGCUGCUCCUGAGCCUACCUAGGUAUGAUUUCCAACAAAGGAUUCCAAGAGAACAAAGUACAUUGGAUAAUAUAAGUACAUUGGAAAGUUGUUUAAAAUUGUACGUUCUGUCUAAAUCAUGAAAGUGAACAUUUGGUUUUUAUGUCCCUUUAACCAACAAGAUUAAAAAGUAUAGACCCCUCUCUUGGAAAUGGACAAUACUGAAUUGUAUAAAUAAGCACCAGUAGAUAAUUCCAGGAACUUCUUUAAACAGUAAAGUAGGGUCUGUUGCAUAUUUUAUUGUAAGAUAAAAGCUUCCAAAAACAUUUUAAUAUUGUAAUGUAGAAUUUUGAGCUAAAAAAACAAAACAUUUUAUGGACGCGUAAAUUAUGAAUUUUGUUUGUGUUCCAGUUUUAUAUGUAAUAAAAAAAGAAAGCUCCUUUGUAUCUGAAA